GUGAAAGAAGGGUGGAAAUUUGGCUUCGAUAUCUUGUCCUCCUUUAGAAAAUAUUGUGUGAAGAGUAUUGGCAAUGGGCAAUGAUGGUGGUGGUCAGGAACAAAGCGUGUAUUCGCGACAAACCGCGAUCACGAUGGUACAUAAAGGUCACUUACACUAUGAAAAUGACUAUACAUAUUUGAAUGAAUGGCUUCGAACGGAACUGGCAAUUCCGAAUAGUUUCAGUCUGUCGUGAUCAAGUCUUGAUGCGGAAAUUUUUGUUCACUGCUUACAGAGGAGGUUGUAUGUAAGUAUGUCCGAAAUGCGCGAAGGUUUCGAAGUUAUGCGAGCCCGUAGUUGGUUCCUUGCACCAGACUCUCUUUUGACCUUGACCUCGAACAAUGUCCACCGUUCAAAAGUAUAAACUCGUGUUCUUCUCUCCUGCUCCGAACACCCGAGCUAUCCUGGACCAUUUAUUCAGAAAGUACCCCCAGGUGCUGGGAAAGAUAGGACAUUAUGAGCAGUGCGCGUUCAUUUCACGGGGAACUGGUCAGUACCACCCAACAGAAGAAGCUCAACCAGCCAUCGGAACCCCGGGACAGCUGGUUUGCAUAGAAGAAGACCGUGUUGAGCUGAUUGUGAUUGACCAAGGGGAGAAGGUGCAGCUGAGAAACGCUGUCCAGGAAUUGAAGAAGGUUCAUCCAUACGAAGAAGUGGAGUACGAUAUUUACAGACUCGAAGGACUGUAGCACAAAUCAUGAGGUAGAUGGUGAUUGACUGACCUAUCUGCUGAGCUCCAGACACAGUUUCCUUUCAGAGUCCACAGCGGGUACGGAAUGAUUGAUCUUUAAAAUUUUACGCGUUUGUCGCCUUGAUCAUCCUAGAUUGUCGGAAGUCAGCCUGAUGCACCGCAAUAUAAUAAGAUGUGGCAGAUAGGCAAAAUGAGAGUAUUGGCAGAGGUAGAUAGGCAAAAUGGGAAGAUGGAUGGGUAGAUAGAUGAAUGGGAAGAUAGAUAGAAAAGUGGGAGCCGUACCCGCAUUGAUCCUUAUGUUUAU
Lentinula edodes (shiitake mushroom) is the source of this 1034-nucleotide messenger RNA. RefSeq lists its product as uncharacterized. The record is from RefSeq and is a predicted model, not a curated record. NCBI's taxonomy places the organism in Eukaryota, Fungi, Basidiomycota, Agaricomycetes, Agaricales, Omphalotaceae. The coding region runs from base 381 to 728 and encodes 115 amino acids. The transcript is spliced from 5 exons.